Molecule: messenger RNA, 878 nt
Organism: Drosophila arizonae
Lineage: Eukaryota; Metazoa; Arthropoda; Insecta; Diptera; Drosophilidae
Product: proteasome subunit beta type-6-like
Cellular component (GO): cytoplasm; proteasome core complex
Molecular function (GO): threonine-type endopeptidase activity
Source: RefSeq, a predicted model, not a curated record
UUAUUAGUUCUUUUAUUAGUAGUCGGCUAAGGCACAUUCCACAAUCGUGUUCGAUGAACACAAAUGACUAUUACGGUGGCACUACAAUUCUGGCCGCUGAAUUCGAUGGGGGUGUUGUGUUGGGCGCUGACACGCGCACUAGCUGCCGUACCUACGUCUCGAAUCGAACGGCAGAUAAGCUAACUCGGAUCACCGAUCACAUCUAUUGCUGUCGCAGUGGCUCGGCCGCCCAGACUCAGACACUGGCCGAGUCGGUCGGUAGUUCGUUGUGCGGCUUUCAGAACUUCAGCAAUGCGUCGUGUUUGGUGCGCGAUGCGGCCGUACAAUUCCGGAACAAAAUCUAUUCAACACGCAAGUUGCUGCUGGCCAGCAUCAUAGUCGCCGGCUGGGAUCGGGCGCUGGGCGGUCAGGUGUAUACGGUGCCAAUAUCGGGACUACUCGUCCCCGAACGGUACGCCAUGGCCGGCUCCGGCUCCAGCUACAUCCAGGGCUUUAUGGCGGCGCACUUUAAGCCGGGCCUGAAUCAAGAGGAUGUGGUCGAUGUUGUCAAAAGAGCCAUCCGGCUGGCCAUAAGGCAGGACUGCAGCUCGGGCGGUGUGAUACGCAUUGGCGUCAUCACCGCAGACGGCAUGAGUACGUCCAUCUAUCCCAAGGAGGAUCCCGACACUCUCGACAAAUGCACAGACUCAGAUUUGAAAAUAUUUGGAAAUGAUUCAUUUGAGACAUGAUUGAAUGGAUGCUCUUGUUUUUCUAUCUUCUUUAGAAAGCAAGUAGUUUCCUUAUUGUCUAGCUAGUUUCUGGAUGCAUAUGGUUCGGACUACGAUUAGGUAUCCUUCUGGCUAUGUAAAAUUGUAUACUUGUUCAUAAAGUAAAUGUAA